CACUGUAGCAAGCGUCAGCUGUCCGCCUUUUUGUUUGAAAUGAAGUAACAUUUUUUUGAUCUAAGUAGCCAAUUAUUAAAAGGCAACACAUUUUCGGUUUGUUUGCCUGCUACACUCCCAAAAUUAAUUGUGUGCGUGUAAAUGUAAAAGCAAUCAAAAUUCUCUGUGGAAACGUUAUGGCACAGAUUACAACUGAAAAAAGGACAACGGCAGCGAUGCGUUCACAUGCGACACCCGUUGCAGCCUCUGCCGCUGCCUCUGCCUCAGCUUCUGCUUCAGCUGCUGCCUCUGCCGCCAAGGAGAAUGCGCGACAACGUGCAACUCCAUCGAAUGGUAAAGGCAUCGAAAUCUUGGACUUUCAUGAAUCCUGGCUAGAAGAAGUUGAGCUCUAUAAGGAUAAACUGGUCACGUGCAAGCAACUCUCUCAUCAUAAUCAUCAAUCCAAUCAUCAAUCGACACAUAACUACAAUUAUAAUAGCCCUCGAAGGCUCUCCAGUCAAAUGCGUAGCUCGGCCGGACACGCUCCAAUGACAUCUCCACCAAAAUCACCGAAAGGUCAACAACAACAACAACAAAAAUCACCGCCAUCGCCAAGGCGUUCUAAGGUAACGGAUGCUUCGGCUGCUGCCCUUGCCACUGCAGCACCCGCCAAGUCGCCGCCACCGCGUAUCACACCCAAGUUGAACCCUGUGCCAGCGCCAGUUGUUGGCGUGCUACAGUCUGAGCCAUAUAAAAAAGUUCAGAUGCUUUUAAAGCGUGCACGUGAAGAUGCUCUUGCCAAAAAUGCAACGAAUAGCAACGGCAACGGCAACAGCAGCAGCUGUAAGCGUUCUAAUACCGGCACGAGCUGCCAUAGUCCUCCAAGGAGUGGAUUGGCCAAAAGCUCCAGUGCGACGACUAUUAAGGCAUCCAGCAAGAUAGUUGUUAAUACGUUCCAUGGCAGCAGCAUGCUGAAUGGACAGCAACACGAUGAAAAAAGCAAAAUAUUAACCCAAAAUGGUCUGACCAAAUCAGCAGCAUCGGCCCUGGAGACAAGCCUCUAUGCAUCUCUGUAUGCGCAACCAUCGCAGUUACCACUUCAAUACGUUGGAUCACGUAUCGCCUCUGGUGAACACAAUAAUUACAUGGGCGUCACACUAAAUAAGUGUGUCAGCAUUAACCAUGAGGGUCGUCAAAACGAUGAUGAUCCCUGUGCUGCCAUUGACGAAAUAACCAGCUAUGAUGACUCCGAUUCGGAGGAAGACUAUGUGGGCACUCCAUUCUAUGUAGACGACGACAACGACGAGACAAGCCAGAGCCGACACAUUCGUCUAAAACUGGACAAAGUGCCAUCAAAGGCCUCAGUGGCAACCACAACCACUGCAGAUUCUGAAGCAUCUGUAUACUAUAGGCCAGAGGCAAUAUUGUCACCCAGCUUGUUCCCAAAUGUGCCACCAUAUCUGAACUUCACUUCGCAUGCAGACAAGGGUCCUCCCAUGCCUGCCGCUCUGCACCGUGUCCUUAAAUGGAAGCUUAGUCCAGUCAUGCCCAAGAUCGUAAAGCGUGUCGUUCUUAAUUCGGGAUUUCGUAUUAUCAAAAAUACAACCGAUUGGAUGGCCGUUUGGGAAAAGCACAUGAAGAGUCCUGGUUUCCGUACCAUACGCUCUCACCAGAAGUACAAUCAUAUGCCAGGAUCGUUUCGUAUUGGACGAAAGGACACAAUGUGGCGUAGCAUUGCCUGCAAUAUGAAGAAAUUCGGCAAAAAGGAAUUUGGCAUUAUGCAAAAAUCGUACAUAAUGCCGGAUGAUUUGGAGAAUCUGCGCCAGGUGUGGCCAAAGAAUGCCUCCAAGCUUACCAAAUGGAUUGUUAAACCGCCAGCAAGUGCUCGAGGCACUGGCAUCCGCAUCGUUAACAAAUGGAGUCAGUUUCCCAAGGAUCGUCCACUGGUUGUCCAAAAGUAUAUUGAACGUCCACUACUGAUCAAUGACAACAAGUUCGACAUGCGACUUUAUGUGGUGCUAACGUCCAUAAAUCCUCUGCGUAUCUACAUGUUCAAGGAUGGAUUAGCUCGCUUUGCAUCGGUCAAGUACAGUUCGGAGCUCGGGAAUCUGGAUGAGCGCUGCAUGCAUCUGACCAAUUACAGCAUCAAUAAAUUCUCACAGAAUUAUGCGAAGAAUGAGGAUUUCAAUGCUUGCCAGGGCCACAAGUGGACCUUGCAAUCGUUGUGGUCCUGCCUGGAGAAUCGUGGCGUUAACACAAAACGCCUUUGGGCCACGCUGAGGAAUUUGAUCAUCAGAGGUAUUAUAAGCGGUGAAUCGGGCCUUAAUCGAAUGUAUCGACAGAAUGUUAACUUCCGGUACAAUUGUUACGAACUAUUUGGAUUUGAUGUUCUGCUUGACGAGAAUCUCGUGCCGUGGUUGUUGGAAAUUAACAUUUCGCCAUCGCUGCAUUCAGAGCUGCCGCUCGACUUGCAUGUGAAAGGACCAAUGAUACAAGCAGUUCUCAAUACCGCGUUAUACCAGGUGCCGCCCAAGCUGAACGAACGACAGCAGCAGGAGAUACUUGAGGAACUGCAGCUGGAGGGACCACUGGUGCAUGACAAGCGCAUCUUCACUACUUGCCUAACUGCCGAAGAGGUGCGCAAACAUAAUCAUUUCACCAGUCGUGCAAUUGAGUUCCGUGAGGAGUAUGUGGACACCAUACUGGACAAUCUACUGCCAGACGAUGUGCGUUGUCUCAUCGUUGCUGAGGAUGAGCUGGCUCGAUGUAAGCCUCUGGAGCGCAUCUUUCCCACUCCAGGCACACACACGUUCCUCCCGUACUUUGAGAACGCUCGUUAUUACAACCGCCUGCUAGAUGCUUGGGAAACCAAGUAUGGCAGGAACCGUGAAGUGGGAAUUGCGUUAUUAUCACGCCUGUGCAAGGAAAAAUACCACUUACAAGUCUCCGAGGCAGCCAUGGAAAAGGAACCUAAUGUGGCCCUUACCGAAAUUGACAUGCUGCAUGUGAAAAAGGACGAAAUUUUGGACAACCCGACAAAUCUUCCAAUAAUCAAGACUGCUGAAAACAGUGAAGUGUCGAUUACUGGCCAAAAUACCAGAAGUCAAGAACCGGUCAUUGAUCAGUAAAACCUCAAGACUGAAUGUAAAUAGAACUGGCGUUUAUAUACGAAAAAAUAGCCCCUCUCUGUUUGUUUAAUCGUGUAUUACGACAGACACACAAAACUGCAGUCUUUUAACAAAUUUACGUUCAAUAUCUAAAUAAAGUUCAAACAUUUCUGGUUAUUUCUACAAAAAAAAAAA
Molecule: messenger RNA, 3281 nt
Organism: Drosophila innubila
Lineage: Eukaryota; Metazoa; Arthropoda; Insecta; Diptera; Drosophilidae
Gene: TTLL4B
Product: tubulin polyglutamylase TTLL4
Exons: 8
Coding region: 177-3107 (976 amino acids)
Biological process (GO): protein polyglutamylation; microtubule cytoskeleton organization
Cellular component (GO): cilium
Molecular function (GO): tubulin-glutamic acid ligase activity; tubulin binding
Source: RefSeq, a predicted model, not a curated record